AUGGGACCAUCUCAAACAACGGGAAAGGGUAUAGAAAAAAACACCAGCGACGACCGGGAACGAAACCGACGAAAUUUACACCGUGGUGUGUUAAAAACGCGAAGCGCGGGGUGCAACGGGACUGGGAGCGCCGGGGAAAAAAUGGAACCGUCUGGGCGUUUCCCGCGGGACCGUGCGAAGAACGUUUCGGGGGAUGUUUUCGGGGGCGGAGUUAAAACGGAGACAAACAGUGGACGGGCGGGGGGGGACCACGGGACUACGAUUAAUGGUUUGAACAUUGGUUUAAAAUAUUAA
This is a messenger RNA of Danaus chrysippus (African queen), 294 nucleotides long. Lineage: Eukaryota; Metazoa; Arthropoda; Insecta; Lepidoptera; Nymphalidae. The record is from the annotation of a GenBank genome assembly.